UGCACGAUCUGUUCCGCUGCAUACUCUGUGAUUGUGUGAUAUUCCUUCUAUAUUAUUGCAAUGGGUGGUGAUGAAAAAGAAGGUCAGAGUGCCAAGAUCAAUGAGGUCCAGAAAGUUGAAGUUUCUGUCCAAAGUUCAGACGGUGGUUCUUUUGGGGGUAUGAAACUCAAUGGUACCAAUUUUCGAACGUGGAAGAAGAUUAUGUCCGUCUAUCUUCGUGGCAUACACAAGAUAGGGCAUGUGACUGGAACAACUGAAACUCCUGGUGACGAGGAUGUGAAUGCCUAUACUAAGUGGGAGGAUGAUGAUGGAUCUGUGAUGGCAAUCUUAUUCAAAGCCAUGACUGAUGAUGUGCUACAAUUGGUGGAAGGGUGUGAGACUGCUGAAGCAAUAUGGAAGACCUUGGGGGAUCUAUAUACAAAUGAGUCUGAUUUUAUACAGAUUCAUGAAUUAAUGUGCAAAGCUGCAAGUAUGCAACAGAAUAGGCAAUCAAUAGCUGUGUAUUUCACCAAGCUAAAGAAUGUAUGGGCUGAAAUUGAUCAGAAGCGUCCUUGCAAAAUCAAGAAUCAGGAAGAUCUUGUGUGGUACCAGAAGGAAAAGGAGCUAGAAAGGGUACAUGUAUUCCUGAGAGGGCUUGAUGAGAAGCAUAGCAGUGCCAAGGGAGAAUUGCUCAGAAUGACAGACCCUUCUAGUUUGAACACAGCUUUUACAUACAUCCGCAAGGAUGAGUCUCAACAGGAGAGUAUCAAACAUGCACAGGUUGAAGUAUCUAGCCUAGCUAUUCAGGCCAAGUCACCGGCACCUUUCCUUCAGCAGCAGAGUUCAGCCCCACUUCAUCAACAAGGUUUCCCACAAGGCUUCACCAACCGCCCUCGUCCUCAAUGUUCUUAUUGCAACGAGCUUGGGCAUGUUCGGGAAACUUGUUGGAAGUUGAAUCCACACCUUAAACCUAAAAAGCAAGGUUAUCGUCCUAAGGCGAAAGCAGCUGCUGUUCAAUUGGUCCAAGAACCGGAUUUCUAUGGAGUGGCUGGCCAAGAUCAUCAUACAGCAGGUGGAGCUACUCCUACAGCCUCCAUAGCUGGUCGACGUAAAAUUGGAUCUUCUCACCAGGGAGAUAAUCGGUCGGGGGUAUCUGAGGGGCAGGUUGUUCCAUCUGGAUCAGACAUACGCAGGAGAGAAACCAGGAGCACAGUCUCGCGCCGCAUUGACUUCGAGUUCUGAUAAGUUAAGUGAAAUUUGGUUAUGGCAUCGCCGUUUAGGGCAUCCCUCUUUUAGUCUUAUGAGAAAAACCAUGCCUACUCUGUUUAUUGGUGUGGAUGAGUGUGCUUUACAUUGUGAAACAUGUGUCUUGGCCAAGAGUCAUCGUGCUACUUAUUCUCCUAGUGUUUCUAAUAAAAGUGUUAUUCCUUUUGAGUUGAUUCAUUCUGAUGUUUGGGGACCUUCUCGAGAACCCACUGUGUCCGGUAUGAGAUACUUUGUGUUAUUUAUUGAUGAUUGUACGAGAUUGUCAUGGGUUGCUCUUCUUAAAACCAAAGAUGAAGUCUUUCCAGCUUUUCAAACUUUUUGUACCCUUAUUCAAACACAAUACCAUGGCACCAUUAAAGUCCUUCGUUCUGACAAUGGGGGGGGAAUAUGUUAAUCAUGUUUUCCAAGAGUUUUUUGAAACCCAUGGGAUUGUUCACCAAACCACAUGUCCACAAACACCAGAACAAAAUGGAGUGUCUGAAAGGAAAAACCGUCAUUUACUUGAUAUGGCUCGUGCCCUUCUCUUUAGUGCUCAUAUGCCUAAGUAUCUUUGGGGCGAUGCUGUAAAUGCUUCCUCUCAUCUUAUCAAUCGUCUUCCAUCUAGUGUCCUUCAGGGAAGAAUUCCAUUUGAGGUUCUUGCAUCUCAUGUCUCCUUACCUUCAUUUCAUAAUCUUCCAGCUCGUGUCUUUGGUUGUGUUGCAUUUGUCCAUAUUCCUAAAAACCAGCGGUCUAAGUUGGAUGCCCGAGCGCUUAAGUGUGUAUUUGUGGGCUACGGAGGUUAUCAGAAAGGGUACAAGUGCUAUCAUCCACCAACCAGAAAAUACUAUGUCACUAUGGAUGUUACUUUCUUUGAGGACAUGAGUUAUUUUUCCCCCUCAGAUACAGCUCUUCAGGGGGAGAAUUCAUUUUUUGAAGAGCUGUAUCAUGGAGAGGGGGAGGAAUCAGGAAGCGGAGAAGAAGUCGCACAGGUAGGAGGUAUUUUGAUUGAUCCAGUUGAGAGCAUCAGCUUAUCAC
Molecule: messenger RNA, 2259 nt
Organism: Rosa rugosa (rugosa rose)
Lineage: Eukaryota; Viridiplantae; Streptophyta; Magnoliopsida; Rosales; Rosaceae
Exons: 2
Coding region: 61-1221 (386 amino acids)
Source: RefSeq, a predicted model, not a curated record